AUGAAAGGUGAGACCGCUUCCUCCUCCUCUCCCACCUCUUCCUCCAUCUCUCAUUUCGAUUUCUUUGCAGUGUUCGCUCUGACUCUGCUCGGCUGCCUGGCGGCUUUGGCGCAGGCGCGCAUCGAUUACAAGCUGCAGUGCACCCGGGACGAGGUGGGCAUACGCUGGCCCAGCUACUACAGCAACUCCGAGUACUAUGUCUGCCAGAGCGUCUACGGCAGCCAGCUGACCGUCCAUUGUCCCGCCGGACAGGUCUUCACAUUCGUGCUGCAGCAGUGUGCCGCGCCAGCGCUCUAUGUGCCCGCUCCACCUAUGGAUGUGCUGCCGACGGCGGCGCCGAUAACCACGCACCUGGUCGACGAGGCGCCGGCCGUAUUGGCGCCCGUAUUGGCGCCCAUUGGCAUCGUUCAGCCCGUUCAUGGCCAUGAGCCCGCCUUGGAGCAGCAGAUUGUCCAUGCUCUGCCAGUUGAUCCCACACCGCCCACACCGCCCACGGAGCCACCGACGCCACCGACUGUGGCCGUCGAGGCGCCCAAGCCCGGCAAGAAACCGAUCGCACCGCAGCCCCAGAAGAAGCCAAGCACAGCGCCCGCAAAGGCUGCCGCCGCCAAGAAGCCAACGGCUCCGGCUCCGCCGAAGGCGGCCAAGAAGCCAACGCCGCCCAGCAAGGCACAGAAGAAGCCGCCAACGGCCUCGACGGCCUAG
Molecule: messenger RNA, 705 nt
Organism: Drosophila montana
Lineage: Eukaryota; Metazoa; Arthropoda; Insecta; Diptera; Drosophilidae
Exons: 1
Coding region: 1-705 (234 amino acids)
Molecular function (GO): chitin binding
Source: RefSeq, a predicted model, not a curated record